Messenger RNA from Adineta steineri, 2193 nucleotides. NCBI's taxonomy places the organism in Eukaryota, Metazoa, Rotifera, Eurotatoria, Adinetida, Adinetidae. The record is from the annotation of a GenBank genome assembly.
AUGCCCCUCAUUGAUGAUAUUCCUCAGCUGGAUAGUGUUUAUAUCUUCAAUGAUACUAAAAUCCUAUCUGAAAAAUUGAUGAAAAAAUGGCAAAAAAUCAAGAGCGUUCAUACCGACAUCGAUGACUUAUGCCAAGGAUUUCAAUUGGGUAUUAAACAAUACCAUCAAGACUCAAUUGUUAUGAGUUUUGUUACCGUAAAUGAAUUGACUUCAACUGAUAAUUUAAAUCAGCUGGAGCCAACUUUUAUGUAUACUCAAAUAUUCAAGGAUAUUCUCCUUAAUAUGGAACAUGGUAAACAAGCCAUCAAAAACUUUGCUGCUUAUUGUCGACAUAAUGACUGCAUGUCGUCAACCAAUAUUGACCGUCUUGAGAAAGAAUAUCAUGCUCAAUUAGCUAUUUGGUGGUAUACUUCCCCAUUGAAUCUCUAUUCUAUGCUCAAUCAAGCACUUCGAAUGUUGGAUGCCGAUGUAAUCAUUAAUAUGGGCUUCUUCCUAUGCGAUGUACAUCAGCAAAUUCAACAACUGUACGAACAACAGGUCAAUAGUUAUGAAAGAAAACCUUUUUUAGUUUAUCGGGGACAAAGUCUUGUGAAAUCAGACUUUGGGAAACUUCAGAAAACAAAAGGUGGAUUAAUAUCAUUUAACAGUUUCUUGUCUACCAGUACAGAUAAAGAAGUGUCCCUCGGUUUUGCUCAAAUUGCUUCAACAGAACCAAAUAAGAUUGGCAUUCUUUUCAUAAUGUCCAUUAAUCCUUGUAUUAAAUCAACACUAUUUGCUUCCAUCAAAGAGCUGAGUCAUUAUAAAGAUGAAAAUGAAGUUCUCUUUUCAAUGCAUACAGUCUUUCGAGUGGGUGAAAUUAAACAAAUAGAUAGUAACGAUCAACUUUAUGAAGUUGAAUUACAAUUAACAUCGGAUGAGGAUCAACAAUUACGAAUAUUGACUGAUAGGAUACGGGAAGACACUAGUGGUACUGGAUGGCAAAGACUGGGUGACUUAUUGUGCAAAAUUGGCCAACUUAAUAAAGCUGAAGAACUUUAUAACGUAUUAGUCGAACAGGCAUCUGAUGAGGGCGAAAAAGCGCAUUAUUAUCAUCAGCUGGCAUUUGUCCAUUGUAAUCAAGGUGAUUAUGAAAAGGCUAUUUCGUAUUAUGAGCAAGGACUUUCAAUUACAGAAAAAACUCUUCCUUCAAAUCAUCCUAAAUUCGCUUAUGCAUACAAUAACAUCGCUAGUGUAUAUAGCAGCAUGAGAGAGUACUCAAAAGCACUUUCAUAUUACGAAUCAGCACUUGAAAUCUUUCAAAAAACUCUUCCCUUAAAUCAUUCUGAUUUGGCCAUUUCAUACAAUAACAUCGGUAACAUAUAUGUCAAGAUGGGAGAGUACUCGAAAGCACUUUCAUUCUACAAAAAAGCACUUGAAAUUGGAGAAAUAACUCUUCUUUUAAAUCCAUUUUUAUUGGCAGCUUUAUACAGCAAUAUCGGAGGAGUGUAUGACAGUAUGGGAGAGUAUUUGAAAGCACUUUCAUAUUACGAAAAAGCACUUGAAAUUCUCAAAAGAACUCUUCCUCCACAUCAUCCUGAUUUGGCUACUUCAUACAACAACAUCGCUAAUAUAACUCUUCCUUCAAAUCAUCCUGAUUUGGCUACUUCAUACAACAGCAUCGCUAAUAUGUAUUACAAUAUGGGCGCGUACUCGAAAGCACUUUCAUAUUACGAAAAAGCGCUUGAAAUUCGAGAAAAAACUCUUCCUUCAAAUCAUCCUAAUUUGGCUAUUUCAUACAACAACAUUGCUAAUGUGUAUCACAAAAUGAGAGAGUACUCGAAAGCACUUUCAUCUCACGAAAAAGCACUUGAAAUUCAGAAAAAAACACUUCCUUCAUAUCAUUCUGACUUUGUGCAAUCAUACAACAAUAUCGGAGGAGUGUAUGACAGUAUGGGAGAGUAUUUGAAAGCACUUUCAUCUCACGAAAAAGCACUUGAAAUUCAGAAAAAAACUCUUCCUUCAUAUCAUCCUGAUUUGGCUACUUCUUACAACAACAUCGCUAAUAUGUAUUACAAUAUGGGCGCGUACUCGAAAUCACUUUCAUAUUCUGAACGUGCUCUCAACAUACUUCAAUGUUCAUUACCUUCAACUCAUCCUACUGUUGAACAUCUGAAAACGAAUAUUCAAUUUUUAAAAAGAAAUUAUAAAGAAUAG